Messenger RNA from Penicillium expansum, 1365 nucleotides. Its product is annotated as pyridoxal phosphate-dependent decarboxylase family protein. The record is from RefSeq and is a predicted model, not a curated record. The transcript has a single exon. NCBI's taxonomy places the organism in Eukaryota, Fungi, Ascomycota, Eurotiomycetes, Eurotiales, Aspergillaceae. Gene Ontology annotation, biological process: amino acid metabolic process. Gene Ontology annotation, molecular function: carboxy-lyase activity; pyridoxal phosphate binding. The coding region runs from base 1 to 1365 and encodes 454 amino acids.
AUGAAUUCCCCAACUGCCUCUGAUCCUAUUGUCCGAACACUGGAUGCCCCUGAAACGAAAGACAUGCAAGAGGCAUUCCUCCCGGGAGAGAGCCCACAAGACGUCGCAUCAGUUAUCCAGGAAACCAUGGAUAUUUUCGACAAACGCAUGCGUCUCACGCACCCACACUGCUUUUGCUAUGUACCGUCAUGUCCAUCUCCGCUAGCCUGGGUGGGGGACCUGUUCACCUCACUCUACAAUGUAAACGCGGUUAGUUGGGAUGUGAGUUCUGGUCCAAGUGCAAUGGAACAAGGAAUGAUCAGGUGGCUGGCCCAGCAGGUUGGUCUUCCUCCUUCUGCUGGUGGAUGCUUUGUCUCCGGUGGCUCUAUGGCAAACCUAUCCGCCGUCGUGGCAGCUCGAGAUAAGUUGCUUCCCCCUAUGCGACGGGCUGAGGGAACCAUAUACACAUCGGACCAAACGCAUAUAUCGAUAAAGAAAUGUCUCCAUAUAAUCGGCUUCGACGAACACCAAAUCCGCGUUAUCCCCACAGACCACCUAUUCCGCAUGGACACUGAUAUCCUGCGACGAACGAUUGCAGCCGACCGCCAAUGUGGUCGCCUACCUUUUCUCGUCGUGGCCAGCUGUGGAACCACAAAUACGGGCAGCAUCGAUCCCCUCCAUGCUCUAGCCGACGUGGCUGAAGAAGAAGGACUGUGGCUGCACGUGGAUGGUGCGUACGGUGCGUCAAUUGCCCUCUCCGACAAGUACCGCCAUCUCGUGGAUGGAAUUGGUCGCGCAGACAGUAUAUCAUGGGACGGACAUAAAUGGCUUUUCCAAACAUAUGGUUGUGGAAUUGUCCUCACUCGUGAUAGUGCGUCCCUCGCCCACAGCUUUGCCGUGGAUGCAGAGUAUAUCAACUCGACGACACCGCACGGGGCCGUGAAUUUCUACAACCUUAGUCCUGAACUCAGCCGCCCAGCGAGAGCCAUGCCGCUUUGGUUUACGCUGAGGGUGCUGGGACGUCGGCAGAUGGGAGAGAUGAUUGAUCAAGGGUUCCUUCUCGCCCGCACCGCCGAAGAGGAGAUUCGACGAUAUCCGCAUUGGGUGAUCCUGGCACCAGUAACAGCGAGUAUUGUCGUCUUCCGAUACUGUCCAUUGGGGUUGAAGGAUGAUGAUCUGGAUACACUGAACCUGGCCCUCUCAGCUCGACUUUUGGCAGAGAAUGUUGCGUCCAUCCUCACAACAAACAUCCGUGGUCGGGUAGCACUACGUUUCUGUGCAACAAACCCUGCCACCCAAGCAGAUACAAUCACGAAGGUGGUUCAACAAAUGGACCAAAUGGCCAACACAAUGCCCACUUGCGGACUUGGAAUGUGCAAGGAAUAG